Messenger RNA from Thunnus maccoyii (southern bluefin tuna), 1164 nucleotides. Its product is annotated as kallikrein-8-like. The transcript has 6 exons. The record is from RefSeq and is a predicted model, not a curated record. Gene Ontology annotation, biological process: proteolysis. Gene Ontology annotation, molecular function: serine-type endopeptidase activity. Bases 338 to 1111 code for a protein of 257 amino acids. NCBI's taxonomy places the organism in Eukaryota, Metazoa, Chordata, Actinopteri, Scombriformes, Scombridae.
UCUGAUUACAUGAAAGAAGGUAAAUGUGCUGUAAAAGCCUCUAAAGCUGCCAGUCAGUGUCCUUUAACGUCUCCACUGGUCUCACACAUGGUUGUGAGGUGUACCAGUGCAGCUGCACCAGUGUCCAGUUAAAUGUUGUUGACUGAUGCAGAGGGAUCAUCAACACUUAUUAUGGGCCUGAAGCUUUUCAACAUCAGCCAUCAGACUGGAUCUCAAGUACGUGAUGGAACCUGAUUGGUCCACGCAGGAUGAGAGAUGACAGAUAAUAAAGAACAUUUAAAAACGAGCAACACUGUGACCCAGACACCGGAGAAGUGGACCGACGAGGAAGACCACGAUGAAGAGUUUGAUCCCUCUGCUCGUCUUGGCGUCAGCAGUUGCUGGUGCUGUGGACAUCCAGAAAAGGGUAUUAAAUGGAAAGGAUUGCGGUGAAGACCAGGGUCGGCACUACGUGGUCCUGGCGAAGAAGAAAAAUGAUUUUUACACCAGGUUCUGUGGAGGGAAUCUGAUUGGUCCAGACUGGGUCCUCACUGCUGGACACUGUGAUAAAGGGGACUUUUAUGUGAUUUUGGGCAAACAUCCAACCAAACAGGGAACACCGAUGCAGAUCACUACAGGGAAUGUAAAGCAUGUCUAUAACGCUGAUGGUCACAAUCAUGACAUCAUGCUUCUUAAACUGCCCAAAACUGCCCCUCAGGGACUUCCCAUCAUCCAACUCCCUGAUGUUACAUGUUCAUCACCUACUGUUAAUGGCGAUCCCUACACUAUUAUGGGAUGGUCCUUCACAGCUUAUGAUGCUGCUACUGAGACAUACCAGGAGAAAGCAGACAAACUGCAGUGUGGAAACGUUCAACUGCAUGCAACCUGCACUGGUCGUAACCUGCAUGCCAAUAUCCCUAAAGCUGAUCAUAAAUGGAAAGGACAACAUAUGCUGUGCUCCCAUGAACCCAACGCAUGUAAAAGCUGCCCAGGGGACUCUGGCGGCAGUCUGGUGAAGGAUGGUCGUCUGUAUGGAGUGACUGUUAGUAGUACUGACCCUGGCACAGGGUGGACUUUCUACAUGGACGUCUGUGCCUACAGGCAGUGGAUUCACACUGUAACUGGCAUCUAAACUUGUCUGUAACUGACCAAAGGUCAGUCAGUACUGUGACACUGUCUGACAAU